CAGGUUUAAAAGUUGUUAUCCAGACCAGUUUCUGCGUUCGGUUUUUGACGUAUCAGUACUUUCUAUUUCUACAAAGGAAGAUGCGGCCCACACUUGUUUAUUUUGCGGUAAUUGUCUGUGCAAACUCGCCUGGAAGAUGCGGCCCACACUUGUUUAUUAUGCGGUGAUUAUUUGUGCAAACUCGCCUGCAGUAAUAGGACAGCAGCACAAUAUGUCCCAUUCACCAGAGUUUCGAUUGAGGAAGACUCUUCUUUCUUCAUACGACAAAAUGGUUCGUCCGGUGUUGGAGCCGUCAGAUGUUGUUCAAGUCGAUUACAAUGUGCAGUUCCAGGCGCUAAACGCAGUGGACAAUAAAGGACAAACUAUUACAACAGAUAUGAUGAUCACCCAGGUAGGCUAUGUUUCAGUUUUAGAAAGUGCAACCUAACUACGAGACAAAUGGAGAUAUGAGCCCUUCCUAAUAUUUCUGGUGUUAACGUGACUUUAAGGAGUGGUUUUGAAGUUAUUAUCUAACAACGAAUUAAAAGUCGGAGAUUCACUGAAAUUUAUACCUAUAUUUUAUCUAUAACGACCGAAAGAUAUGUAAAUAGAAUAAAUUUCAUCUUUACUACCGAAAAAAAGCAAAAAGUUUGAUUUUCUUUUAAAACUUGAUUGUAAAAGGGCAAACCCGAAAAUUUUCCCAAUUUGUUGUAUGUGUCUGCAUGUGGAAGUAACUUUUCAGUCCAUAAAUAUAUAACUAUUGCAAAGAAAUUUGAGGCAAACUUUCCAGAACUCUAAACUAUUUCAAAUUGAUUUGCCUGUAUUUUGCAACAGUUCGGCUAAAGUGGAAGCUGGAUUUUUUAUAUCUGCAUAUAGUUUGCACAGUUGGCAGCGGUAAUUAAGGUUCGAAUAUCAUCAACCAAGCGCCCUCAUAAUUGUUUUUUUCGGGCUGAACUCCUCCUGCCUCUAAAUAUUCAUAAUUUUAUCUAUAAUGAAGGUUCUCGGUGGAAUACGAAGAUCCCAAUUAAAUAAAUGUAUAUACCUGUAAUAGUUGAUGGUAACUUUUUAUUAAUUCCUUUAUCUUUUACUCCUCAAAACGGAUUAACCUAACACGAGCUGUCGCAAAGUCUUAUAACUCUAUUCCUUGGCUCGCAGAAAUGGAAUAAUCCUUACCUACGUUGGGAUCCCUUGAAUUAUAAAAAC
Molecule: messenger RNA, 1182 nt
Organism: Stylophora pistillata
Lineage: Eukaryota; Metazoa; Cnidaria; Anthozoa; Scleractinia; Pocilloporidae
Product: neuronal acetylcholine receptor subunit beta-3-like
Biological process (GO): monoatomic ion transmembrane transport
Cellular component (GO): membrane
Molecular function (GO): extracellular ligand-gated monoatomic ion channel activity; transmembrane signaling receptor activity
Source: RefSeq, a predicted model, not a curated record